UCAUCAGAUCAGGCGUUUGUAACACUUUUCUGAUUACUAGUACAGUAGUAGUAGCAGGUCUUUCUUACAAGAACUAGCACACUAUCUAGUCAAGGUGUAGCUUGUCGAGUUCUGCUGCGUUCCAUAACAUAAGACAUGGUAGCCUCGCGUGGUGCGGGCGCUUUCCCUCUUCGAAUUUAUUUUGCUUGAGAGAUUUGAGAAUUUAUUUGCAUUGUUGGAGACACAAGUAGCUUCAUCAUGGUUCUCGCCGAUCUUGGCCGUAAGAUUACGACGGCUUUGCACUCGCUGAGCAAAGCCACCGUCAUCAGCGAAGAGGUCGUUGAUGCUAUGCUAAAGGAGAUAUGCGCGGCUCUGCUUGAAUCGGAUGUUAACGUGCGGCUCGUACGAGACCUGCGCAAAAAUGUCAAGGCGGCCAUUGAUUUCGACGAGAUGGCAGCCGGCCUGAACAAGCGUCGCAUCAUCCAGUCUGCUGUCUUCAACGAGCUGUGCAAGCUGGUCGAUCCCGGCGUAAAACCAUGGCAGCCUGUCAAGGGAAAACCAAACGUCAUCAUGUUCGUCGGUCUCCAGGGUAGCGGAAAGACAACUACUGUAUGCAAGCUUGCUCACUUCUACCAACAUCGUAACAACUGGAAGUCGUGUAUAGUGUGCGCAGAUACGUUUCGUGCAGGUGCCUUUGAUCAGAUCAAGCAGAACGCGACCAAGGCAAGAAUUCCGUUCUACGGCAGUUACACCGAAUCAGAUCCGGUGGUGAUAGCUCAGGAAGGUGUUGAGAAGUUCAAGAAAGAUGGAUUCGAGAUAAUUAUCGUUGAUACCAGUGGUCGGCAUAGGCAAGAAGAAGCACUCUUCGAGGAAAUGUUGCAAAUCUCCCAAGUUCUGCAACCCGACAACAUUGUUUUCGUGAUGGAUGCCUCUAUCGGUCAAGCUUGCGAAGCUCAGGCAACGGCGUUCAAAGAGAAAGUUGACGUCGGUGCUGUGAUCAUUACUAAGCUGGAUGGGCACGCCAAGGGUGGUGGUGCCCUGAGCGCUGUGGCGGCCACUCAGAGUCCUGUUGUGUUUAUUGGUGUUGGUGAGCAUAUCGACGAUUUGCAGCAGUUCAAGACAAGACCGUUCAUUAGCAAGCUGCUGGGUAUGGGUGACAUUGAAGGAUUGGUGGAUCGUAUUGGUGAGCUCAAGCUCGACAAGAACCAGGAGCUCAUUGACAAGAUAAGACAUGGUCACUUCACGAUACGAGACAUGUACGAGCAGUUCCAAGGCGUCAUGAAGCUGGGACCGUUCAGUCAGAUCAUGGGAAUGUUCCCUGGCUUGUCGCAAGACCUGAUGGGCAAGGGUGGUGAGCAAGAAGCCAUGGCCAACUUCAAGAGAAUGAUGACCAUCAUGGAUAGCAUGAGUGAUGAAGAGUUGGAUCAUCCGCAAGGCGCUAAGCUGUUUGCCAAGCAGCCCGGUCGUGUGGUGCGUGUAGCGCGGGGUGCAGGCGUCUCUGUUGCUCAGGUACAUCUUGUUCUCACGCAGUCGACGAAGCUAGCACAGAUGGUGAAAAAGAUGGGUGGCAUCAAGGGCCUCUUCAAACGUGGUGACAUGAGCAAGAACGUCAACCCUUCACAGAUGAGACAAGUGCAAAGUCAGAUGGCCAAGAUGAUGGGACCACAAGCACUGCAGAGCAUGGGUGGCAUGGCGGGCAUUCAGAACAUGAUGAAACAGCUGGAACACGGUGGCAUGGACCCCAUGAUGAGCAUGGCAGGGAUGGAGGGUGGUAUGCCUGGUGGUAUGCCCGGCAUGGGACGACCGGCCGGCAGACGCAAGAAGUAAGAACAGACAAAAACCCACGCUGUGCGUGCAAGCACACCCCCGAGCGUCCAAGUCGGAGACAUGUCAGCGUGUCAUAGUUUCACGAGUGCCGGCCGAGAUGAAUUCUGCAGAUAUCCGUGCGAGUUCUGCUUGAUGUUUGCGUUCCGCUACGUUGCAACACUGCCACAUCCCCCCCUCCUAGUGUACAUACCAUAAUCCAAGCUAGCAGCGCUAGCUAUUUUGCCCCCCCCCCCCUCCCCUCCCCUCCUCAUUCGCUCGUGAAUGGCUUUCAAAUACUAUUAAAAUAUGCCGGUACACAGCAGCCUCAUAAUAGUUUCUAUUUUAGCGGUCAUGUCAAAGUUUUGUUUUUCCUCAAAGUCAGCUGUGAUUUGUGUAUUGCCAGCCAACACACGCACUCGCUCUCACUAGUACACGUACAUAUUCUCCUCGCCUGUUGUACAAUGUCGGUUCAUUUCGAACGAGAAGCCUGUGUGUGUGUGUGUGUCCUUGUGUGUGCCGCCCUGUCUGGGAGCAAGGGCUGUUCUCCUAUGCCUGCCACCCUCUCCGAAUUUCUCUCCACAACCAUACACAAUCACAAAAUUUGAAAUUUUGCUGAAUUUUUGCUACCGCAUAAUGCGUUCCCCAUUGCUACUACUACUGGACAUGCACUUGCAGCAGUUUUAGUAGUUCCAUCCAGUCUGCACAACAGCGUAGAGAUCCCUGAGGUCACACAUGGGCUUUCUUCACCAAGAGUACCCAACUUCAAAAUCGUGUUAUAUCGUG
Molecule: messenger RNA, 2568 nt
Organism: Sycon ciliatum
Lineage: Eukaryota; Metazoa; Porifera; Calcarea; Leucosolenida; Sycettidae
Product: signal recognition particle subunit SRP54-like
Exons: 18
Coding region: 238-1806 (522 amino acids)
Biological process (GO): SRP-dependent cotranslational protein targeting to membrane; SRP-dependent cotranslational protein targeting to membrane, translocation
Cellular component (GO): signal recognition particle, endoplasmic reticulum targeting; cytosol
Molecular function (GO): 7S RNA binding; GTP binding; endoplasmic reticulum signal sequence receptor activity
Source: RefSeq, a predicted model, not a curated record